Gongylonema pulchrum is the source of this 261-nucleotide messenger RNA. The record is from the annotation of a GenBank genome assembly. Lineage: Eukaryota; Metazoa; Nematoda; Chromadorea; Rhabditida; Gongylonematidae.
AUGGGGAUAGACGAUCCGCGCUCCACUGAAGAGACGCAGAGGGAGGAGAGUAGAGCUACAGUCUCUCUGGGGGCGGCGGCUCGUGGGACGCCGCCACUGUAUGAAUGGGUGAUGCAUCGGGCUACUGAUCAGAGCCCUCCGGUGGGACUGGGUAACGGAUACGAGUCAUACGGUGGGACCAGAACUUACUGUAGUAAUACGCAGUGCAGUUCUCUGCGAAUGUUCAAGCUGUGCUUGUUCACCGAGAAUUCGACCAAAUAA